This is a messenger RNA of Cherax quadricarinatus, 1918 nucleotides long. RefSeq names its product probable UDP-sugar transporter protein SLC35A4. Lineage: Eukaryota; Metazoa; Arthropoda; Malacostraca; Decapoda; Parastacidae. Gene Ontology annotation, molecular function: pyrimidine nucleotide-sugar transmembrane transporter activity. Gene Ontology annotation, biological process: pyrimidine nucleotide-sugar transmembrane transport. The record is from RefSeq and is a predicted model, not a curated record. Gene Ontology annotation, cellular component: Golgi membrane.
GACUGUGUUUCUCCCGUUGAUCUGAAAAGAGACAAGGAGUAACAUGAUGUCAUUCUUGGAAACACAAGAUUUUUCAUUAUGAUCCUCUUAAUAUAUGUACGAAACAUCGACAGUUCUUCUUCAAUUUGUAUGUUAUGUGAAUAAUGACUUGAUAAUGUGGGUGGAAAAACAGUGAUAUUAAGUGUGUGUGUUGUGUGUGUGUGAUCUUGAUGACAAGCCCUACCACAUCCAUGACUUCAUUUGAGAGUAAUACAAUCGGAGACGAGGAAGCCAACGUGGAACAGGUCGUCCCAGCACUGCUAACACUAGAGAGGAAGUCUGACCUGCGCAGGUCCCUGCUGCUCAUCGUGGUCUACAUGCUGAUGGAGACUGGGAAGCAAAUGAGCAAUUUUCAUCUAUCGAUAAGCAGCGAGGACGAGGUUCCUGUGUCCUCUACAUUCAUCGUCCUCCUCACAGAACUCACGAAGCUCAUCAUCGUUCUCUUCUGGGCAGCGGUGAGUCAGGCACCGGUGUCCAGGUGGCGGCCCUCCUGCACCUUCAGCGUGCCAGCACUCUGCUACUUCUUUACCAAUAUCCUCUACCUCGUCUCCCUUAGAACAGUCACUCCGCCACUGUGGAUGCUGCUCAUCCAGACUCGCACUCUCUACACAGCCGCCUCCUACCUGAUGGUGUUCGGUCGGAAGAUGACGUGGGUACAGAUGGUGGGUUGCCUGCUGCUGGUGGGCAGCGUAGCGCUGGCUAGGACGUCUCAGCUGCUCCCCGGCAGCCGCACCUCCGUCACCUCCGCCGUCCUGGUCUACUCGCAAUUGUGCGCUCUCCUCUCUACUGCCGCUUCUGUCGCCGUCGAGCUGCUGCUGAAGAACAACGAGCGAAGCUUCUGCGAGCAACAGGCGUGGUUGUACCUGUGGGGAUCGCUUCUGGGGGCCAUAACUCUUCCUCUUCAGUUGGACUACAACUCAUUGACGUCUCUUCUGCAGAGUGUAAUAUGGAGUUCGACUCUCCUGCUACGGGUUCUGGCUGCUGUGGUGGCAUCAGCCUUGGCCGGACUGUGUGUUCCUCUCAUUAUCAGGAACCUCGACAGCAUUGUUAAGGACUACCUGGCGGCUCUCAACAACCUUCUGCUGUCAGUGGUGACGGCAGUGGUGUUCCCCGUCCACUUCACCAUCACCUGGGUCUUCUGUCUCUCCCUCGUCCUGCUGCUCCUCGGUAUUUGGCUCUACGAGAGGAAGGUCCUUUGCCACAAAUCAUGAUCCUACCAGCAUUUGGUGGGCAGAAGACAUUCUUAAAAAAACAAAACAGCUGUGAAUAUUUAAAGGCACAUUAUUAUUAUUAUAAUCAAGGGGAAGCGCUAAACCCGGAGGAUUAUACAGCGCGUGGGGGGGGGGGGAAUGUGGAAGGCAUUCAGGGUUAAUUCGGGGAACUGGAGCACACAUCCAAUUUCCUAAAUCAAGAGCCCCUCACCAACAUUAAGGAACCUUCCUUGAGGGGAUUUAAAGGCACAAUAGUAAUGAAUAUUUGCGAUGUUACCUGAAGGUGUCGUGUCCUAGAGGACACAGCAAGUUCAUGCUGUCUCUAAAUCAAUGUUCCAUGACGCAUUUUCUGUAUUGGGAAUUAAUCAUAUUAUGUGUACAAGUAUUCAAGACGUGUGUGGAGGUAUGUGCUACCGGAGGAAACUAUAUUAAAUUAAUGCAAUGCGAAAAAAGUACCACAGUGAAAAUAGGAAAAAAAAAACCUGAGGGCUUUCAUGUGUUUACACACAUAUCUUCAGAGGAUGUGUGUAAACACAUGAAAGCGCUCACGUUUUAUUUUCUAUUUUCACUAUGGUAUAUUUUUUCAUAUUUGCAAUCACGCAUUUUAUUGUGAUUUCUUCCUUAAUGCAAUAUAUUUAAAUAUACCUUACAACAUAGGUAUGUAAAAA